AUGGAAAAUGGAACCAUGCCUUCCUAUUUUUAUUUCACUUUGUUCAAGGACUUUGUUCACAUGAGAUAUCUUAUCCUAAUACUGACACUUACAGUUUAUUUAGCAAUCAUAUUAUUUAAUGGCAUCAUUUUGUUUGUGGUCUUUAAAGAGAGAUCUCUUCAUGAGCCAAUGUACAUACUGAUAUCUUGUUUGUCUUUCAAUGAUCUCUGUGGCUCAGCUGGUUUCUUCCCUAGGCUAAUGGUUGAUCUCCUUUUUGAUACAAAUACGAUUUCUAGGCCAGCGUGUUUCGUUCAGAUUUUUAUGAUUUAUACUUAUGGAAUGUCUGAAUAUACCAUAUUAACUCUGAUGGCAUAUGACAGAUAUGUUGCCAUAUGCAAUCCUUUAAAAUAUCAUAAAAUUAUGACCUUAAAAUUGACAACACUGUACAUGGCACUAGCAUCACUUUAUGCAGUGCUUUCUGUAGGUCUGGUUAUUUUCUUCUCAGCCAGGUUGCCUUUGUGUGGGACUGACAUAGCACGACUGUACUGCUCCAACUGGUCUGUGGUCCGACUGUCUUGUGGGACUUCCACCUUGAGUAACAACAUAAUUGGAUUUUUUUCCACAACAACAAUAGUUUUUCUCCCUGCCUUCUUCAUCUUCUAUACUUAUGUCAGAAUUUUGAUCAUUUGUCAAAAAAGCUCCAAAGAAUUUAGAGGCAAAGCAUUACAAACAUGUCUUCCUCAUAUUAUAAGCUUUGUCAACUACUCUAUAGCUUCAUUUUGUGAUAUUGCUCUAAGUCGGUAUGAUUCAGACAAAUUUAAGAUUGUGGCUAUAAUUUUUUCAGUGGAAUUUUUGGUUAUCCCUCCUGUUCUAAAUCCCCUUAUGUAUGGCUUAAAUUUACCAGAAAUACGCAAAAACAUUGCAUGCUUGUUUCGGCGCUCAAAAGUUUCGGCGCUCAAAGGCAAUUUUCUAGAAUGA
Molecule: messenger RNA, 957 nt
Organism: Carassius auratus (goldfish)
Lineage: Eukaryota; Metazoa; Chordata; Actinopteri; Cypriniformes; Cyprinidae
Product: olfactory receptor 52K1-like
Exons: 1
Coding region: 1-957 (318 amino acids)
Biological process (GO): G protein-coupled receptor signaling pathway; detection of chemical stimulus involved in sensory perception of smell
Cellular component (GO): membrane
Molecular function (GO): G protein-coupled receptor activity; olfactory receptor activity; odorant binding
Source: RefSeq, a predicted model, not a curated record